This is a messenger RNA of Arachis stenosperma, 1910 nucleotides long. RefSeq lists its product as uncharacterized. Lineage: Eukaryota; Viridiplantae; Streptophyta; Magnoliopsida; Fabales; Fabaceae. The coding region runs from base 512 to 1468 and encodes 318 amino acids. The transcript has 7 exons. The record is from RefSeq and is a predicted model, not a curated record.
ACAUUAAACACCUUAAAAAUGGUGUGUCAAUGUGUCAUGUGUGAGUAAUGAGUGCCCACUGCCCAGGCCAGUGUUGACAACUUGACACCCGAGCGAACAAAAGGUACCGUGGCUAAUUUCUCACUACAAAAUCAGUUUCAAAAUAGGGGGCGCACGUUAGCCUGACUGGUAAGCGCAAUUUAGCACGGCCGCCAUCCCCAGUGGCGGAGAAAAAAAACCAGCUCAGUCCAAAGAAGACACACAAGAUAGAAACAAACAAACCGGGUUCGAUCACUUCGAUGUCCGUUUCUGUAAGCUCAGCUAAGGCCUAAGCGAUAAUCGAUCCAAUCAUCAUUCUCUACUUCAACAUUGUUACUUUCUUCACCAAGUCAAAUUAUAUUUGAGCUCGUUUCAGUUUCAUCGAUCUAUAAUCGGAGCCAAAAUAUCUAGUUUUGAAAAAUAUUGAAGGCGCCGCAGAGUUAAAAGAAGAAGCGUGCAAUGGUGGAAUGAGGAUAAAACAGAAAAGAGGAAGAUGGCGAGAAGCAACAGUUCCUACAAGAAAAUCACACUCUUGCUAUGCUUCUUCAACAUCGCACUUCUACUCUACGCUCUUCGCACUCUCUACGCUUCUUUAUACAUCUACUCCGGUAACGUUUCACGCAAUAGUGUAUUGUAUAACCCAGAUCAGAUUCGGAAAAUGGAGGAAUCUAUCCGAAUACGAAAGGAGUUUAAACCGGAGGAGUUAAUUAAAUUGGUGAAGGAUUUAGAAGGGGAGUUUUCAACCGAAACUGCGGCGGUUGAAUUGCCUCCGCCUUUGAAACAGAGUAUAAUUGAUGAGAUGCUGCAGAGACUAACCAACUUGAACUCUACUCGCACAGAUAUUGCUAAGGAACGAGAAGCAGUUGAAAAUUGGCGAAUGGAAAAACUGAGAGAGGCUAAGUUGGCUCUUGUGAGUAGGACUUCCAACUCAGCCAUUCCCCAUGAAGAGGCUGGUAUGCUAGCAAGAGCAUUGGAGUCUGAUUGGGCUGCAAUUUGUGAAGAGAUUGGCCUUUGGAUACCUGUUCAAGUUGUUAAUACAGAACAUGAAGACAAACCUGAGGGUGCAGAGGGGUUUGAGGAGGAGGUUCUUCCUGGCAGGUCCCUUCCACCUGAGUGCCAUGCUGAACUUCACACAGAUUAUGAUGGUGAUGCAGUAAGAUGGGGUCUCACCCACCACAAGGCUAGUGCAGCUGAUUGCUGUCAAGCUUGCUUGGAUCAUGCGAAACAUGCCAAAGAAGGUCAAAAGAAAUGCAAUAUUUGGGUUUAUUGCCCAUCUGAGUUUGGGUGUCAUUCACCAGAUAGAUAUCAACACAAACAUCAGGAAUGUUGGCUUAAAUAUGCUGAGAAACCUCGAUUGAAUUUUAAGGAUAAAUAUCCUGAAUGGUAUCGGAACUCACACCCAUCAGCACCAGUGGUUGUUCCAUGGGUCUCUGGAAUUGUUAGUGUAUGAAGCACAUGACCAACACCAUAGUUGAUCUUCAACCAGAUGCUGCCUUGUAUACUAUAAGACCACAAAGCUAGUUCAGGCAAAGCCUGUGCUGCACCGCUGGAUUCUUCUACUUUUCCCGAACAUGUGCUUUUUUUAUAACGAAAUGAACUGGGUUGCAAACCAUUUUUCCAUGGUCAUUUAGGACUUGGUUUUGGUCAAAAGGAAGACAUCUCAGUGCCAAAGAUUUUUUCACCAUGGUCGGUUUAAGUUUACAGUUAGGGAAUGUGACUUUAACCGACAAGGAGAUCAUUUGUUGUAAGUUAUUUGAUAGCAUUAACACUGAGGAAAUGUGACUUUUACAGAAAAGGGAGUUGUUUGUUGUAAGCUAUCUCUGAUAAGUAACAUAAUUGAUUGUUCUCCAUGGGAUUUGGAAUCCUAUUAAUAGCAGCAUAAUGCUUGUUCA